Messenger RNA from Bradysia coprophila, 1672 nucleotides. RefSeq names its product Sulfide quinone oxidoreductase (gene Sqor). Gene Ontology annotation, cellular component: mitochondrion. Lineage: Eukaryota; Metazoa; Arthropoda; Insecta; Diptera; Sciaridae. Gene Ontology annotation, molecular function: FAD binding; sulfide:quinone oxidoreductase activity. The record is from RefSeq and is a predicted model, not a curated record.
CAUGACUAAAAUUGCAAAAAAAAAUAUGUGAAGCAGUCAGAACUCUCAGCUGUAAAUAGCCAGAGUGCGGUCGACUCAUCGUAAUAUAUUCGGAUUUUUCGGUUGUAUUCGCACAUCAAUCAUACUAAUAAGCAACUUCUACGUAUUCUUUCCGAUUGUUAUAAACAGCAUUAUUAUUAUGUACAACUGAAACCACCGUCUCACCACUCAUACAGAACUAUUUGUCGUGGUAUAUUUUUGAAUUCAUCUUUCGACGAAAACUGAAAUAAUAAAUUGAAUUUUGUGUCAAAGUGUAAAACUUUUAUCAAAUUAUGAAUAGACUUAGCGUUGGUGGCAAAUGUUUCAACAAAAGCUCGGCGAGACUGUUGUCAACUUGCAAUAGCCGAUUGAAAGAUUACAAAUGCAAAAUUCUUGUUGUUGGCGGCGGCACAGGUGGUUGUUCGAUUGCUGCCAAACUGACUGCAAAAUUGGGUAAUGAUUCUGUCAUCAUUGUCGAACCGAAUGAACGACACUAUUAUCAGCCAAUGUUCACAAUGAUAGGCGGUGGGAUGAAAACAUUAUCGCAAUCGAAUUAUGCUAUGAAAUCAGUGCUUCCAAAAGGUGCAAAGUGGUUGAAAGAUCGGGUCUGUAGCUUUGAUCCAUCAGUCGGGUCUGUGAAGACUACGAAUGGAAGUCGAAUAAAUUAUGAUGUGCUUGUGUUAGCUUUGGGAAUGGAACUUCGUUAUGACAAGAUUCCAGGACUACAACAGGCACUGGACAUGCCUAAUAGCAAUGUGACUUCAAUUUAUUCCCCAAAGUAUGUCGAACGACAUUUUCAGAACUUGCAAAAAUUCGAGAAGGGAAAUAUAGUUUUUACGUUUCCUGCUUCACCAGUAAAAUGUCCAGGGGCUCCACAGAAGAUUUGUUACAUUACAGAGGAUUAUCUUCGAAGAAAUAACAAGCGAGACAAUGCCAAGAUUAUUUACAACACUGCACUCCCUGUCAUAUUCGGUGUCAAGUACUUUGCAGAUGCACUAUGGAAAGUGGUGAAGAAAAGAGAUAUAGAAGUGAACACCACGUUCAACUUAAUCGAAGUCAUUCCCGAUAGACACAUUGCUGUUUUUCAAAAUGUUACCAAACCAGAAGAAAAAGUGAAGACUGAGUAUGCAAUUUUACAUGCAGUACCUCCACAAGCUCCACCAAGCGUACUCGCUGAAUGUAAAGAUCUAACCAACGACACCGGAUUCGUUAAUGUUCACAAAGAUUACCUCCAGCAUACCAGAUUCCCCAAUGUGUUUGCAAUCGGUGAUUGCUCAUCCAGUCCAAAUUCAAAGACAAUGGCGGCUAUUGCAUCCCAAUCGGCUGUCGUCUGUAACAACAUUAUUUCAUUCCUGAACGGUACAAAUCAACUGAUUGCUUACGAUGGUUACGCUUCGUGUCCAUUGGUCACCGGUUACGAUCGAUGCAUAAUGGCGGAAUUUGAUUAUGAUUUGAAGCCGAAGGAGACAUUUCCGUUUGCUCAGAAUGUCGAACGCUACAGUAUGUUUUUGAUGAAGAGGGAUGUGAUGCCGGCUCUGUAUUGGAAAUUGAUGCUGAAUGGACGGUGGAAUGGACCAGAGACAAUGAGGAAAAUAUUUUCGAUUGUUAAAUUUAAUAAGCAAAAUUGAGUAUUGAGGUCUCACUCAGUGAUAAA